Camponotus floridanus (Florida carpenter ant) is the source of this 979-nucleotide messenger RNA. It is a transcript of the gene zuc, whose product is annotated as mitochondrial cardiolipin hydrolase. The record is from RefSeq and is a predicted model, not a curated record. The transcript has 4 exons. Lineage: Eukaryota; Metazoa; Arthropoda; Insecta; Hymenoptera; Formicidae. Gene Ontology annotation, biological process: piRNA processing. Bases 239 to 940 code for a protein of 233 amino acids. Gene Ontology annotation, molecular function: RNA endonuclease activity producing 5'-phosphomonoesters, hydrolytic mechanism. Gene Ontology annotation, cellular component: mitochondrion.
ACUUACUUGUCGAGAGGGCGCACUUUGAGCUUCCAGCUGGCUUUGGUGAAACUUUAUGGUCUUGUUUUUCGUUCGACGUUGUUUCUUAAUUACAUGUCCUCGAAUCUUAUCUGCAAAUAUUAUCAUUGAUACUGAUAUAAAUAAUCAAUAUCUAGAAUCGAUAUACAAGCAAAUUUUUCAUCACAUUAAAAACGAAAAAUUCUGGAUUUAGAAGUUCUGUAUAAUAAAAAUCCUAAUAAUGAAAACAAAAAUUAUCAUUAUAGUAACUUCUGGUCUUUUUAUGACAGAAGUAACUUGGCAAUUAUAUCAAUUAUAUAGACGUUCUCAAAGGAAAGCUAUUAAUAUUUCUAAUGGAUAUGGAAAACAUCUAUGCAAAGAUACUGAGGAUAGUGCAAAAAUCUUUGAAGUCAUGUUUUUUUCAAAAGAUUCUUCUUUGUGUCGACCACAUCUAGAACGCCAAGAAUUUUGUAAAAAGGCAAAUUGUGCAGUAAGACACUUCAGGAGGCUUAUAUAUUAUUUGGAUUCUGCAACUAAUACGUUGGACAUAUGUAUGUAUUUUCUUACAAGUUCAAUCUUAGUAAAGACGAUUAUAAAUGCUUACAAAAGAGGUGUUGUAGUUAGGAUAGUAUUGGAUGAGUCUAUGACACAGAAUGAUGGAAGCCAAAUCAUGAGUUUUCACAAAGAAGGCAUUAAGCCGAAAUUUAAACAACUGGAUGUCUUAAUGCAUCAUAAAUUUAUCAUUAUUGAUAAUAAUAUUUUAAUAACUGGCAGUACAAAUUGGACUAUGGCAGCAUUUUUUGGAAAUUUUGAAAAUUUGAUGGUGACAAAUGAAUCGAGGCUAGUAAAGCCAUUUAUAAAUGAAUUCGAAAAAAUAUGGGCGAUGGUUAAUGCUACAGUCAAUGUUAUGGAAACUGAUUCUAAAACACAUAUUUUAACGUAACAAUUGGUUUAUUUAUUUAUUUCAAGAUAUUUAUUUUUA